AUGUGCAGUGUGGCCCGGCGCAUGGACGAGAAUGGGCUUUUCACUCUGCUGGGGCUGUGUGUGGGGCUGGUGGCCAGCAACCAAGACUUCAUGCUAAAGGGGUUCAACUUUACCAAGUUUUCAGGUGUCUGGUAUGAGAUUGCAUUCACCUCCAUGAUGGAUGUGUACGACUCACCCCACAAAGUGGAGAAGAUGGGGGGUAUGGUGGUUAAGAUAGAAGGGGACCUCUUGGCUCUGACCAUCACCUAUUACAAUGGGAGCCACUGUGUGCUGGAGAAGGUUACAGCCUCUCAGGGGGAGUUCCCUGAGAAGUUCAAGGUCAUUACAGCAGCUGGAAACAAAGACGUAGUCAUUGUGGACACUGACUACAAGACGUACACCAUCAUGGACAUCACUUUUCUCGUCUCGGGGGUGGUUCAGAAGGCCAUGAAACUUUACACCCGGAAACUGUAUAGAAACGAGGAAGUUCUGAAAAAGUUCCAUAAGGUGGCCUUGGAGCAUGGCUAUUCCAUGUCAGACAUACAACAGCCCAAGGAUGACUGGUGA
Messenger RNA from Jaculus jaculus (lesser Egyptian jerboa), 546 nucleotides. Its product is annotated as epididymal-specific lipocalin-5-like. The transcript has 7 exons. Gene Ontology annotation, molecular function: small molecule binding. The record is from RefSeq and is a predicted model, not a curated record. NCBI's taxonomy places the organism in Eukaryota, Metazoa, Chordata, Mammalia, Rodentia, Dipodidae. Bases 1 to 546 code for a protein of 181 amino acids.